AUGUAUAAAGUGUUGGCAAAGGUUCUUGCAAAUCGACUACGUUCUAUUUUGAGUUAUGUGGUGUCUGAUAAUCAAUCCGCUUUUGUGAGAGGCAAACAAAUUCUGGAUGGCAUUCUUAUUGCAAAUGAGGUAGUUGGUGAAGCAAAACGUUCGAAGAAAGAUUUAUUAUUGUUCAAAGUUGAUUUCGAAAAGGCUUAUGACUCGGUUGAUCUCAAUUAUUUGCAUUAUGUGAUGCUUAAUAUGAAUUUUCCAACUCUUUGGCGGAAGUGGAUAAUGGAGUGUGUUGGAACAGCUACAGCUUUGGUCCUUGUCAAUGGGUGUCCGACAGAUGAGUUUCCUAUCCAGAGGGGGCUUAGACAGGGGGACCCUUUAUCGCCUUUUUUAUUCUUACUAGCGGCUGAAGGUUUUGAUGUUUUGAUGAAGGCUUCAGUAUCGUCAAAUUUAUUUAAUGCUUAUGGUAUUGGACCUCAAAGUGAAAUUAAAAUUUCUCACCUACAGUUUGCGGAUGAUACUAUCAUUAUUGGAGAAAAAUGUUGGUUGAAUGUUCGUACCAUUCGGGCGGUAUUAUUAUUACUUGAAGAGGUGUCCGGAUUGAAGGUAAAUUUUAACAAAAGCAUGUUGACAGGUGUCAACAUUUCUCAAACUUGGUUGACGGAAGCGGCUUUGGUGUUAAACUGUAAAACUGGUACAAUUCCUUUUAUGUACUUAGGAUUACCUAUAGGCGGAGAUAGUAGAAGACUUAGUUUCUGGAAACCGGUAGUGGAUCGAAUUGUUGAGAGAUUGUCGUCAUGGAAUAAUAAAUAUUUAUCGCUUGGUGGUCGCUUGGUUCUUCUGAAAUCUGUCCUAUCCUCUCUUUCGGUUUAUUUUCUUUCCUUUUUCAAGGCGCCUGCAGGUGGUUUGGGGGUGCGGAGGUUAGGUGAAUUUAAUUUAUCUUUGUUAGGGAAAUGGUGUUGGAGGUUGUUGAAUGAGAAAGAAGGCUUGUGGUAUCGUGUCUUAAAGGCACGGUACAGGGAGGUAGGUGGUAGAAUUCAGGAAGGAGGGAGAGAGGUGUCUGGUUGGUGGCGUAUGUUGUGUAAGGUGAGGGAUGGCGUAGGAUCGGGAGUAGGUAACUGGUUUGAUGUUAAUGUUAGGAGGGAGGUAGGAAAUGGUAGUAAUACUUUCUUUUGGACUGAUAAAUGGCUUGGUGGAGUACCUUUAAAGAUUCAAUUUAGUCGUCUUUAUGAUUUAUCCAUGCAUAAGGAGUGUUCGGUGGCAGAUAUGGAGCGUUGGGGGUGGUUGGAGGGCGGCAAUGGGUGGGUUUGGAGACGGCGGUUGUUAGCAUGGGAGGAGGAGAGUUUGAGGGAGUGUAUCACUUUACUGGAUAACGUUGUUUUGCAGGUUCAUAUUCAGGACCGUUGGCGGUGGUUACUCGAUCCUGUUCAUGGUUAUAGUGUUGGUGGGACUUAUCGUUUUCUCACAAAUUCUGAAGAACAGGUGGCUAAUGAUGUUUUUAUUGACGUGUGGCACAAAUUGGUCCCGACAAAAGUGUCGCUUUUUGCUUGGCGGUUGCUUCAAGAUAGAAUUCCUACAAGAGCAAAUUUGGUGUGUCGUCUCAUCCUUCAACCAAACGACAAUUUUUGUGUUGGAGGGUGUGGACUAUCCGAAACGACGGGUCAUCUUUUUAUUGGAUGCGAACUUUUUGGAAGUGUCUGGGUUUUACUUUGUCAAUGGCUUGGGUUUUCUUUUGUUCCUCCAGGUUCUACUAAGGAUCAUUACAGUCAGUUUACUCAUUUGGCGGGUUUGCCUAGAUCUACUCAUGUGUUUUUUAAGGUUAUUUGGCUUGCUUGUGUUUGGGCAAUAUGGAAGGAGCGAAACAACUGUGUUUUCAAUGAUACAGUUAUUGAUCUGAAUGCCUUCGUCUACCAGGCAUCCUCCCCCCUUAUGAUCCAACAUAUUGGUGCUGAUAACAGUGGAAAGGUCUCGUUGGGGUCCCCGUUGAUCUUCUUCUCGUUGGUGAAUCCCAUGUUUGGUCUUGUUUUCACUCUUUUUGCGGCCAUAGCCGCAUUGUCUGCCACCCUAGGUUUGGUGGUCUUCCUCUUGGACGCUCUUCUUGGAUUUUUGAUGGUCGGGUUAGGUAUAUCCCUCCAAUGUUUGGUUGCACCUGCUGGUCACAUGAUGAUCCUUGCAUGUGGGGUCUUACCACCUGAAAGAUUCUCUAGGGUACUAGUAGGGAUUGUAAGUUGGUUCUCUCAAGAAGAUAGAUUGGGCUUAAUCAAGGCUUCAAAGGAAGUGAAUAAUUUCAUUCCACCUCCAAAGGACUUGGGGGUCUUUCUAACCGUUCUUGAUAUCGAAGGGGGUUCAUUUACCGGACGUAGCAUUGAAGACUCGAGUGAAGAGAUCGAAGGAGUGCACGGGUAA
Messenger RNA from Medicago truncatula (barrel medic), 2397 nucleotides. RefSeq lists its product as uncharacterized. Bases 1 to 2397 code for a protein of 798 amino acids. The transcript is spliced from 5 exons. Lineage: Eukaryota; Viridiplantae; Streptophyta; Magnoliopsida; Fabales; Fabaceae. The record is from RefSeq and is a predicted model, not a curated record.